ACAGGGAAGCGCGAUCGAGAAACAGACAUGUCAGUUAUACAGAUGAUACCGACGGACACCUUCUCCAUCAUCCUCGUCCUCAUCUCCACCGUACUGCUGCUCCUCUUCCUCAGACCUCCCCAAGCCAAGUCCGGUAACUACAAGUUCCCCCCGGGACCCAACCCCUGGCCUCUUAUUGGCAACCUCAACAUCCUCAACAUGCACUGCCCGCAGGAAACCAUGUGCAAGCUAGCUGAGGAGUAUGGAGACGUGUUCACCUUUCACAUGGGCAGGAAGAAGUUUGUGGUCCUGACCGGAUUUGAUGCAGUGAAGGAGGCUCUGGUGACCCAGGCAGACGAAUUUGGGGAGAGGAGCCUGCCCCCCUCCUUCAGACGCAUCUCACACGGCAAAGGCAUCGUGUUUGGCGUGGGCGAGUCGUGGAAGACCAUGCGUCGCUUCACGCUGUCCACCCUGCGGGAUUUCGGCAUGGGCCGCAGCACGAUCGAGGAUCGCAUUGUAGAUGAGGCGCAGAACCUGAUUGAGGUCUUCCAACAGCGGCAGGGCAAGCCGUUCAACCCCACAGUCAACAUCAACUCGGCCGUCUCCAACAUCAUCUGCAUCCUGGUGUUUGGUCACCGUUUCCAGUACGACGACCCCAAGUUCCUUCGGCUGCAGCAGCUGGUCAGCGAGAACAUCCAGCUGGUUGCCUCCCCCCAGGUGCAGCUCUACAAUAUCUUCCCUAUACCAUCAAUGCUUCUGGCCGAUUUGCAUAAGGCUCUCCAGAACAGUGAGGAGAACAGGUUGUACUUCAGGCAGGUGUGCCGGCAGCACAAGGCAGACCUGGACAACAAUGACCUGAGGAGUUUCAUCGACUCCUUUAUCGCCAAACAACAGGGAGAGGAGUCCAAGAACGGCCACACUCACUUCGAUGAGGACAACAUGGUGGCGACUGUGGCAAACCUGUUCGCCGCCGGGACGGAGACCACGUCCACCACCCUCCGCUGGGGCCUGCUGCUCAUGAUGAAGUACCCCCACAUUCAGGAAAAAGUACAGGCAGAGAUCGAGAGUGUAAUCGGAACAGCGCGCCCCCCGCGGGUGGAGGACCGCAAGAACAUGCCAUACACAGAUGCUGUCCUACACGAGAUCCAGCGCUUUGGAAAUGUGGUGCCUAAUAACCUGCUCCAUGAGACCAAAGUGGACACCACCUUCAGAGGCUACCACAUCCCUAAGGGCACUCCAGUGAUCCCUCUGCUCACCUCUGUGCUGUAUGACAAGACGCAGUGGGAGACGCCUUAUCAGUUCAACCCGGGCCACUUCCUGGACAAGGAGGGCAGCUUCAUCAAGAGAGACGCCUUCAUGCCGUUCUCCGCAGGGCGCAGGGUGUGUGUUGGGGAGACCCUGGCCAAGAUGGAGCUCUUCCUGUUCUUCACCACCUUCCUGCAGAGGUUCACCUUCUGCCCGCCCCCGGGAGUCCAGCCCCAGGACCUGUCCCUCACCCCCAUGCCCGGGCUCACCUCCUCACCCACACCCUACGAGAUCUGCGCCGUUAGCCGCUCACACUGACAGGACAUGCCGACUUUCACUCUGAAAAUCACACUAAAUUAUUAGUAUUAAUUUCAGCAUUAGUAUUAGUCAUACUGGCAGCAGCAAUAUUUGUGGUAGUAGUGGCAUUAAUGUUGUACAGUGAUAUAUUGAAAUGGACAUUUAAUGCACCUUAACCUGCUCCUUAUUCUGUUGCUCAGUUUUUGAUUACCGGUAGCUAUUUUUCUCUUGGAUAUCAAUCCCUGAAACUGGAUGUAUAUAACCAUACUCCAUACUGUAUGUAUAUAUCUAU
Molecule: messenger RNA, 1813 nt
Organism: Megalops cyprinoides (Indo-Pacific tarpon)
Lineage: Eukaryota; Metazoa; Chordata; Actinopteri; Elopiformes; Megalopidae
Product: cytochrome P450 2K1-like
Exons: 9
Coding region: 28-1542 (504 amino acids)
Biological process (GO): xenobiotic metabolic process
Cellular component (GO): intracellular membrane-bounded organelle; cytoplasm
Molecular function (GO): oxidoreductase activity, acting on paired donors, with incorporation or reduction of molecular oxygen, reduced flavin or flavoprotein as one donor, and incorporation of one atom of oxygen; heme binding; iron ion binding
Source: RefSeq, a predicted model, not a curated record